This is a messenger RNA of Mycetomoellerius zeteki, 2350 nucleotides long. RefSeq names its product tropomodulin (gene tmod). Gene Ontology annotation, molecular function: tropomyosin binding. Gene Ontology annotation, cellular component: myofibril; cytoskeleton. NCBI's taxonomy places the organism in Eukaryota, Metazoa, Arthropoda, Insecta, Hymenoptera, Formicidae. The record is from RefSeq and is a predicted model, not a curated record. The coding region runs from base 219 to 1568 and encodes 449 amino acids. Gene Ontology annotation, biological process: pointed-end actin filament capping; myofibril assembly; actin filament organization. The transcript has 10 exons.
AGCCUCGCUGCUCCGCGCGGAACUUGGACUCCCGGAAUAGUCUCGCGGCGCUGUAAAACUUUAUCGUCGAGCGCUAGCCGAAAUCGGACCGAUCUGGUGGACCGCGCGACAGGCAGGACGACUCGUGUUCGUCGCGCUUCUCGUAGCUCCCGUUUGCAGCGAAAUCUCCACGGGGCUUUCUUAGAUCGAUUCGCUAGAGGCACGUUUCUUGUUCCUCGAUGGAAGUGGACACGGAGAACGUCGCGAUGGACGAAACGGACGCUCUAAUGAGGGCCGACGACGGCGGCGGUGUCAUCAGCAGUAACGUCAACGAUGGAGCGCCCACCGUCGAGGAAACUUAUGAGAUUACCACCACCAGGCGUAAAACCAUCCGCACCAGCUACAAGAUCCAGGAGACUUCUUCGUCGACCAAGACAACCACUAUGACGACAGCGGCCAAGUUGUACGGCAAGGAUCUGAGCGAGUAUGAUGACAUUGACGUGGAUCAACUACUGGCGGAGCUUACACCGGAGGAGCUCAAUAUAUUGGCCAAGGAAGUGGAUCCUGAUGAUAGUUUUAUGCCGCCUUCGCAACGUUGCAGUUAUGAAUGCAACAAGAGCCCUACAGGGCCAUUAAAUCGCAAGAAGCUCAUCGAGCAUAUCAACAAACAAGCUUUAGAGACACCUGAUAUUCCAGAACUGAAGCCAUAUGUACCUGGUGUAAUUAGGGGCAAGAAAUGGAUACCUCCGCCACAAGACAACACGAAGGAAAAGGAGGCAGACGAGCAGAUUGCGAUAGAUCUUGGUGAAGAGUAUGAACAAGCGCUUUCGGCCGCCACACAAGAAGAAAUCAUUGAUCUUGCUGCUAUUCUUGGAUUCCAUUCUAUGAUGAAUCAAGAUCAGUAUCACGCAUCUCUACUGAAUUCUGGGCAGCCAGUCGGGCUCGGUUGGGACGGUGUGACAAAGGCUAGUCAACCGAAAAUUUAUCCGAUGGAACCGCCUAAUGACACAGAUGUUGACGCUACCAUUAAACAAGUGCGAGACGAUGAUUCCUCUUUAACUGAUUUAAAUUGGAAUAAUAUUAAAAAUAUUUCGGACGAAAAAUUCAUGCAGUUGUUCGAAGGUUUGGAAAUGAAUACACAUCUCGAAUCGCUAAGUUUAACCAACGUUGGACUCAAUGACAAGACCGCGCAACGGCUAGCCGAUGCCGUAGAGAAGAAUUCGACACUCAGAGUACUCAACGUGGAAACAAAUUUCAUAAGCCCGCCUGUGAUAGUAAGGCUGAUCAGAUCCCUUCUUAAAACAAAAUCAAUCGAAGAAUUCCGAUGUUCGAAUCAGAGGUCACAAGUAUUGGGUAACAAAAUUGAGAUGGAAAUCACACAAUUGGUAGAACAAAACCCGACGUUGUUGCGACUCGGGUUGCAUCUGGAGUUCAAUGAUGCUAGACAUCGCGUAGCUGCGCAUCUGCAACGCAACAUCGAUAGGAUUUGUCGUGUGGAACCUAUGGAACGAGCUAAGCUUGUAGCGAUCGCUGGUGGUUCUGCAACUUUCACCGUUCUUCCCGCAGAUGACUUAAAAAAUAGAGCGUAGCGCUGUUGCAGCGCAUACGGCAGUCCCGGCUCGGGGUGGCGACAUCUUAACGCGAAGUGGCGUUCGCCUAGGUAUUAUUUGUACAUAUAUACAUAUACAUAUCUAUAUAUAAUGCACACCACAAAUAUAUUAUGUUAUAUAAAUAUCGUACACUUCCUCCGCACGUCGACCGAUCUUAUUGCCGCUAUGUCAUCGCUUUAGAGGCUUAACCCACUUAUCCUGUCGUUUACGCGACUGCUAAGAAAAUUAUUGUGUCUCUGUGCGAGGAAAUGCGAACGAAAGUGGGACGGCGAUGGCGAGAUGAGAAACUGCACGUCUAUCUUACUUGACUCCCUGUUCGUUGUAUGUAUACGACAAUAUAUGACGACGCCUGUAGCUUCAAAUCUGAGAGUAUCCGCACGGGACUUCGACUCUCGAUUCUCUACGCGCUAAAUUGAUCAGUCCUUAAGAAAAAUGUAUUGCGAAUAUUUACGGAUGCAAAUAAAGUGGAAUAUACAAUACAAAUAACGAAAUCGAGAAGAAUCGUGAAAUUCCUCUUCGAAUGUUUAAACUCUCUUUAAAUUGCAGCUCGAAUCAGCUUGUUCGGCAAUAAUAGUUGCGAAACUUUCUCGACGAUCGUUCCCACUUACGACGCGAUCGAGUACCGAGCGUCUCGUGAGAUGACCGCACAGUGCUGACUUCGGGAAUGAAAUUUGCAUAGGAUGGACGACUCUAGAGGCAACAUUGGCAACGUUGACGUUGGGAUGCCGUGCUUGGCAAUCGUCGAGAUCGAAACGCGCAAU